Molecule: messenger RNA, 1881 nt
Organism: Telopea speciosissima
Lineage: Eukaryota; Viridiplantae; Streptophyta; Magnoliopsida; Proteales; Proteaceae
Product: glutathione reductase, cytosolic-like
Exons: 17
Coding region: 172-1662 (496 amino acids)
Biological process (GO): cellular response to oxidative stress; glutathione metabolic process; cell redox homeostasis
Cellular component (GO): cytosol; mitochondrion
Molecular function (GO): glutathione-disulfide reductase (NADPH) activity; flavin adenine dinucleotide binding; NADP binding
Source: RefSeq, a predicted model, not a curated record
CAAGGCCUAAUAGAUUUAUCGUUGUCUCGCUUCAUAGUUCAGAAAAAAAAAAAAAAUCUGUCGUGGAAGUUUCUUCAUCAAUAGUUUUCCGUGCUUAAAGACCUAGAGUCUUUGAUCCGAGAGCAAAUUUUACUCAGAAUUUGAGUUCUUUAGCUUAAGAAGUUUGUAAUCAUGUCGAGGAAGAUGCUUAUUGAUGGCGAGCUCAGCAGCUCUAAUGAUGAUGGGGUGCAGUAUGAUUUUGAUCUGUUUGUUAUUGGCGGCGGCAGUGGUGGCGUCCGUGCUUCUAGAUUCUCAGCUGGAUUCGGAGCUAAGGUUGCAAUUUGUGAGCUACCAUUUCAUCCCAUCAGCUCUGAACUUCUUGGAGGAUUUGGAGGAACGUGUGUUAUUCGUGGUUGCGUGCCGAAGAAGAUAUUGGUGUAUGGAGCAACGUAUGGGGGUGAACUUCAGGAUGCGAGAAAUUAUGGGUGGGAAGUGAACGAGAAGGUUGACUUCAACUGGAAAAAACUAUUGCAGAAAAAGACACAAGAAAUUGUCAGAUUAAAUGAAAUAUACAAGCGGAUGUUGACAAAUUCUGGAGUUAAGUCAUUUGAAGGUGAGGGAAGGAUCACUGGGCCUCAUGAAGUUGAGGUGACACAAAUAGAUGGUACUAAACUGAGCUUUUCGGCAAAGCAUAUCUUGAUAGCAACUGGAAGUAGGGCUCAACGUCCGCCUAUUCCUGGGCAGGAAUUGGGUAUCACCUCUGACGAGGCUUUGAGCUUGGAUGAGAUGCCUAAACGAGCUGUGAUAUUGGGUGGGGGGUACAUUGCUGUUGAAUUUGCUUCAAUAUGGCGUGGGAUGGGUGCUACAGUGGACCUAUUUUUCAGAAAGGAACGUCCAUUAAGAGGUUUUGAUGAUGAAAUGAGGACUGUGGUAACAAGAAAUCUGGAAGGUAGGGGAAUUAAUCUGCACCCGGGGAAAAAUUUGAAAGAGUUGAUUAAAACAGAUGAUGGCAUUAAAGUUCUUACAGACGAUGGGGAAGAAUUGAUGGCAGAUGUUGUACUGUUUGCCACUGGUCGGAUUCCUAACUCAAAGAGGUUGAACUUGGGAGCUGUAGGGGUACAACUUGAUGCAGCAGGAGCUGUGAAGGUAGAUGAGUACUCCCGCACAAACAUCCCUAGCAUAUGGGCUAUUGGUGAUGUUACAAACCGAAUAAAUCUUACCCCCGUUGCCUUAAUGGAGGGAACCUGCUUCUCGAAAACUGCUUUUGGUGGUCAACCUAGUAAGCCUGACUACAGUGAUGUACCUUGUGCUGUAUUCAGCAUACCUCCUCUAUCUGUAGUGGGCCUUAGCGAACAGGAGGCUGUAGAACAAGCAAAGGGUGAUAUUCUGGUUUUCAAUUCUACAUUCAAUCCAAUGAAGAAUACUAUCUCUGGAAGGCAAGAAAAAUCAGUGAUGAAGUUGGUCGUUGAUGCUGAGACAGAUAAAGUUCUGGGAGCUGCAAUGUGUGGACCAGAUGCUCCUGAAAUUAUCCAGGGCAUUGCAAUUGCUCUGAAGUGUGGAGCAACAAAGGCACAAUUUGACAGCACGGUGGGCAUCCACCCUUCUGCUGCAGAAGAAUUUGUGACAAUGCGGUCUGUAACAAGGCGUGUUGCAGGAGCUCUCAAACUGAAGACAAAUCUGUGAAAAUAAUAGAUCAAACAAAAUGAUGGAAGCAAUUGAAAGACAUUCUUUUCAUCCUAGAUAGUGUACUACAUCGCACAAAAGGGAAAUAAAGUUUGUUAAGUCUGGUCUGGUUUAGUUUUAGGAUGAUAAAAUCAUAUCCUUCUUUUCCUACUAGAAUGGUUGUAUUAGUUUUCUUACACAAGGAGACAUCUAAUAGCAUUAAAUUUGUUUUUAGUAUUU